Messenger RNA from Rhagoletis zephyria (snowberry fruit fly), 2714 nucleotides. Its product is annotated as MAM and LDL-receptor class A domain-containing protein 2-like. NCBI's taxonomy places the organism in Eukaryota, Metazoa, Arthropoda, Insecta, Diptera, Tephritidae. Gene Ontology annotation, molecular function: protein binding. Gene Ontology annotation, cellular component: plasma membrane. The record is from RefSeq and is a predicted model, not a curated record.
AUGCCGGCGGUGGUGGCCAGUCCGGACCGGUUCUCCUGUGGGGUGGCCUCCAACAAGUACGCCUGUGACUCGGGUCGCAAGUUCUGCUUUGGCGAGGAUAAGCUCUGCGACUACAAUGAUGACUGCGGCGGGGAUGAGUCUGCGAAGUACUGCGAUGCGAACACUCGCGCCCCUCUUCGCUGCGACUUUGAGUCGGGCACCUGUAACUGGUUGAUUCGACCACACCUCAACACGCAGAAGAACAAGUCAUCGCCCACACUGGGAGCGCUGAACGGCCUGCGCUGGGGAGCAGUGGACGACCUCGAUGACUACGCCUACGGAAUCAAGCGCGACCACACGCUCAACAAUGAGUUUGGCCACGUGCUGUGCCUGUGGAACCAGCAGAAGGCGGUGGGACGAGUGGAGAGUCCGCUGAUGGUGGCCGACCACACCAAGGGCUUCUGCACACUGCGCCUCUACUUCACCUACCAGAGUAAGGCGCUGGUGAUGGGCGCCAACACCGGCUCGCAGAUUGGCACACUCAACGUGUACAUCAAGUUCAGCGAGGAGGGGGCGCUCUUCCGGUACGCCCAAGUGGCAGACGUGCGCAGUCACACCUUUGAGCGACUGGAGGUGCCGCUGAUUGACACGCCUGCCACGCCCUUCUACGUGGUCGUCGAAGUGGUGCCCGGUAAGGACACCUACGGCAUCUGGGGCCUCGAUGACUUCAGCUUCACCUCGGCCUGUACGCCCGCCGAUCCGAAGACGGCGGUCACCGUUCCCAACUACACGCCCUACCCGGUCACCACGCAGAAGCCCGGCUACUGUCCGGGCGAUCAGUUCAACUGUGACACUGCGUUGUGCAUUCCCCGAAAUGAAGUCUGCGAUUUCUACCGAGAUUGCGAUGACGGGGCAGAUGAAAGCCAGUGCGGCGAGAGCAGCUUCCUCAGUGGGUGGCGUGACAGCAGCGAGGGCCGACUGUCGUGGGCCAUCGGCGUAGACGGCGUCGUCCGCUCUGAGCUGCGCGACGGCGUCAGCUCCACCGCCUACCUCAACUCAGUUGCCUUUGGCCACUCCGGGGGCGGGUGCACCUUCUCCUUCAGCUACUACGUCGCCUCGGCGGCCGAGUCGCUGGAGCUGUCCCUGCUGGAGGUGGACCGGCGCAACCGGACGCUGCUCAGUCGCCUCUUUGCCUCCAGCCGCUCCGGGUCGAUGCACUACGGCCACUGGAGUGGCGCCCGCAUCUUCAUUGGCGAGCACCAGAUGGGCUGGCGGCUGCAGUUUGCCGGCGCAAAGGAUGCACAGAACAACGUCAGCGAGACGGUGAAGAUUCGCGACCCUGCACUCAUCAACUGCGCCCUGGCGCCCUACAACUUCACCAACUGCGAGAAGAAGGGCUACUUUACCUGUGUCAGCACGAAGGUGUGCAUUCCGCCCAGUCAGCUCUGUGAUUACCAGGACAAUUGUGGUGAUAACAGCGAUGAGCUGAACUGCGACAAGAUUGACAGCUUCCGCUGCAGCUUUGAGGGCGGCAAGAAGACCUCUGGCACGUGCGACCUUGAUCUGUCGGACAAAAAGUGGAAGCGCUUUGCCGGCUACGAAACGCGCGGCUUCAUCGGCCCGCUCAUCGACCACACCACCGACGACCAGCUGGGCCACUUUAUGAUGCUCACCGGGGCGGCCUUCAGUCAGGUGACCGUGGACGCCAGCUCUGCCUUCAGCAGUCCGCUCUUUGACCCGGACAGCAGCGGCAACUGCCACCUCNUGGGCCACUUUAUGAUGCUCACCGGGGCGGCCUUCAGUCAGGUGACCGUGGACGCCAGCUCUGCCUUCAGCAGUCCGCUCUUUGACCCGGACAGCAGCGGCAACUGCCACCUCCGCUUCUGGUACAUGAUGAACGGCGUGGGCACGCUCAGCGUUGAGAAGAAGGUCCAGGGAACGACCGACCUGAAGCUGCUCAGCUCCAUCGACACCAGUCCGAAUGACACGUACGUGUGGAAGCGGUUCUCGAUGCCGCUGCUCAACAGGCUGCCCUAUCAGAUUGUCUUUAGUGGGAAAAUUAANCGCUUCUGGUACAUGAUGAACGGCGUGGGCACGCUCAGCGUUGAGAAGAAGGUACAGGGAACGACCGACCUGAAGCUGCUCAGCUCCAUUGACACCAGUCCGAAUGACACGUACGUGUGGAAGCGGUUCUCGAUGCCGCUGCUCAACAGGCUGCCCUAUCAGAUUGUCUUUAGUGGGAAAAUUAACACCAUCACCACGAAAACCUUCAUCAGCAUUGACGAUAUAUCGUUCACUUCCGCCUGUAAGCUGCACGGCGCCCAUCCGCACCACCACCACGGCAAUGGCACCACUCCGAAGCCCGGCAAGGGCUGCCUACUACAAAGUCAGUUCGUCUGCAAUGACAACACCUGCAUUGACGACGAUGAGGUGUGCGACUUCUAUAAAAACUGCAAAACGGGUGAAGAUGAAGCUGACUGUCCGGCGACCUGCGACUUUGACCAUAACAUCUCCGAGGAUUCGCUGUGCCUGUGGAGCACCAGCACCAAUGACCGGAUUCCAGUGCACAUCGGCGUGAGCAGCGAGACGGCGGUGACGGCGGCCUCGAAGGCGCUAUUCUACCCAAAGACCGACAACACGCUCAAGACGGCGCAGGGAAAGUUUAUGCUUAUCUACGGGCUCAACAAGAGCGAGACCGUGGACAAGGGGGUGGAUCUGAACAUCUACUCGCCGCA